GAAUCAACAUGGCGGCCAAAGAAGUGGAAUUAGGAUUUGCAGAAGAAAUUGGUGACGAUGCUGUUCGUAAACUGCAGAUGACAAGCGCCUUCUUUCCGAGCAAAAUCGGUGGAACCCCAGCAUGGUUGAACUUGCUAGAGUUGCCCAAUUCAAGCUGUAUGGUGUGCAAAAUCUGCCUCAAACCGAUGGCAUUUCUCUUACAAGUGUAUGCUCCCAUGCCACAUGACCAAAGUUUCCAUCGAACGAUCUUCGUAUUUUGUUGUAAAGAUGGCAAUUGUCACUCUAAAAACUACACCGAUUGUUUCCUUGUACUAAGAAAUCAGUUAAAACGCGAUAACAAGUUUUACAGCUAUAAUCCGCCGCCAGAAUUGGACGAAAUUAACGAGCUGUCUAUGGAAUAUGUAGCUGAAGAGUUCAAACCCAAAACAUGGAUCAGUUUAUGCGAUGUGUGCGGGUGUAAAGGGGAUAAGAAAUGUUCUAAAUGUCACGUGGCACAGUACUGUGGCCGUGAACAUCAGACGGUGGAUUGGAAAUCAGGUCAUAAGAACUUGUGUCCGAAACUGUGCGCACAGGAUAGUAAAGAGCAACUGUUACAAGGUGAUUUUAAACUUUUAACUCCCAAGAUCUGAUUGUCAGUUCUAGAUGCUGUACAUUUUCUUGUAAAUUAGUUAUGCUGGAUAGUAUAUGGGUAUUAAGAAGGAAAGGGGACAUGUUGAUCCUAAUAGAGUCAUUUUGCGUUUUACUCCAUGAUCUUAGGAAAGAGGUGUACUGGAGGCCCAUUUAGUAGAAUGGUGUAAAGAAGGUGUAAAGAAUUCUUCAAUAGCCUUCUAUCAUUUGUUUGUGUGAUUUGUCCUAUUUACUUCUUCAUCACUUUAUCUUUUACAGAACAUUCAUUAAAUGUACAGUUGUACUAAAUUGGAUGCAGGAAUGUUUAUAGUUAAACCCCAUAUUAUUUUAAAACCAAGCCAUAGCCUGAGACAAUAAUUAUAUCAUUUCCAAAAUUAUUUUCCAUAUCCAAGAAUUGUGUGCAUAACGAAGCAUGUAGUUGUGCAGAGAUCUUGCAUUGUGUGAGGACUUUGCCUAAUUGAUUUAUUACAAUUAAAAUAAUGAUAUUGAUGAUCACAUUUAACAGGAUGCAUUUCAAGUCUCAAAGUGCUGAAUGGUUGAAUUUCAUAGCAAGCUGUGUAGGGCUUUUAUGUAAAAAAAAUUAGACAAACUAGUCAGAACAUAUUUCAGCACUAAUAAUCAUCAAACUGUAGAAGUUAUUGGAACAUAUAACAGUAAAACCAUUAAAGUUGAAAAUUAUCAAACUAUUUUAAUACCUCCAACAUAUCCCUAAGAACUAAAUUCAGGCCUGUAUGGGAUUUGAACCCAUGACCUCUGUAAGACUGGUGCAGCACUCUACCAACUGAGCUAACAAGCCAACUGGGAGCUGGUCAAUGUGUUGGGUCCAAAUAAACCAUCCAAGUGAUGAAUGAUGAUUUUAGAUAUAUGAAUUCAUAUAUUUGCAAUAUAUAAUUUUGUUUCCUCGCCAUAGUGCAAAUAUAUGAAUUUCAUUUAUCUAAAAUCAUAACAUAUCCCUAAGAGUUUAUCAAAUUUUAGUUUGUUUUUUACGCAUUUUUUCAGUUUGUUUGUAUUUUCUUUUAUUUAUUUGUUUAUUCAUUCAUUUUUGUUUCCAGGCAACAAGUGUAGGAACAGAAGAAUUCUCUUUCCAGAAUAUGAGUUACUUAUUGAAACAGAACCAGUUUUAACUGAUGAAAAUGAGAAAAGUGAAAAGGACAGAUUAGAUGAAUACAAACAGUUUGUGAGAGCAAAUGAGCUGUUCACUGAUACAGAAAGUGACAAAGAACUAGAAUCCUUAGCUUCUCUUGGAAAGGAAGCUUUACUUGCUGAUAAACAGUUUAGGAAAUUCAAAAAGAGAAUUACCAGAGAACCUAAACAGGUCUGUUAAAGAGAGAGUAAGAAAGAAUUGUAAAAUGUUCUCCCCCCCCCCUUCAUUUGGCACUAAAUGCUUAUUGUGCUUGUUAAAGUCUGUUAAUUGGGUGUUGGGUAUUAGAGAUAAUUGUUUCAUUACAUAUCUAACUCAUGCACCAUGAUUGGUCAAUUUAGUGGGCUGUAUUUCACUGGACAGUCUGCUGAAUUCAGAAGUUUGUUUGAAAUGAAAUCUUUCUCCUCUAUUCGACCCCAGAGAUAUAUUUAUAAAUAUCUCAUUAACCUAAUUUUUCUCAGUCUGUACUGUAAAUUAUGGAACCUCCUUUUUUGUCCACUCAGAUUUAUCAGAGUUCUAGUUCUAGGUCCAUUUGGAUGAACUGGGCUGACAAAAAAAAAUUAAUGCUAGCACUUUUGUAAAGACCUUUGCCCUCUCCAUUACAGUCUUCUUUUGAAGACGAUGUAAUGUUAUUAUUAGUCUGUUAGAGCGUAUGUGCAAGUUCUUGGAAUACAACCCUUUCUACAGGGAAUUUUUUGCAAGCUUAGUAAAACACGAGAACUUUUUGUGAUAGAUGUCCUGUUUUGUCCUUCAGGUUUUGCGCUAUCACCAAAAUGGUGAACCUCUCUGGGUCUCUGAUGAAGGCAAGCCUAGCGAAGACGACAUUCCAAGAUGUGAUUGUGGUUCUGAAAGGGUGUUUGAAUUUCAGGUAAUGAUGAUGGUAGCACUUAAGGCUUUUGAAAGCCGUGAUAAUGGAACUUUCUCCAUGUGUGGUGUGUUUUGUUGCAUUCAAUGUUUUGAACAGAAAAUUCUCUUUUUUGUUGCAAAAUUGAAUACUGAAUAUUCCUUUACACAAAUGAAGAGCCCACUAAAAUUUGCCUGUCUUCCAACAUGUGGCUUUACACAGCUCAACCAGUAUCUGUGAGGCACGCAUCCCAAUCCUAUCAAAACCUGACUUUUUCAGGCCUCUUUUUUGUGCAAUUUCUUUCAUUGCAGCUCAUCUCUAAGGAUCAUUUUUGUACUUUAAAAUAAUACAUCAUAAUUCCUAAGAUGUAAAUUCAGUGUAAGUUGUACAAAUAUGUAUCCGGGUAACAACUUGGAGCUGAUAAAGUUGUUUCUUCCCAUUAUGUUGGCUGAGAAAUGCAACAAUAUUGUGAGGAAAAUAUACCUGUACUUGCUUAUCACCUCAGGGAACUAAGGGAUUAAAAUAACCUCUCUUUGUUAUUCCUAAUGGCAAAUAUUUCAGUCCUCAGAUAAGAAAAUUAUCAGGGCAAUAGACACAGUGGCAAAGUGAGUGUGCAUGCUUGUAUGCACACUUGCAAAAAGGAAUGGGAACUACAAUAUUUCCAUAGUAACACUAUCAAGGCAAAAUGAGGGCAUUUUUAAAAUUCUCAUUAUUUGUUUCCAUUUACUGGGGAUGAACCCAAACCAAGACAGACAAGGUUGCCAUUUGCAGGAAAGUGUCCAUUGCACUUUCUCCUUCACACAUCUCACUCAACAAAAAUAUUGUUGUGGUAACAGGUGUGAAUCUAAUGACUGAAGUAGAGAAUCCAUAUCAUGGCUACAAAGUCUUCAUAGCACCUGUUAUGGCUUUUUUUAUACUCUGUUUGAGUUUCUUCUCUUAAAUUAAUCUUUGUCAUGAUUUUUUAAAAUUUUUUAAUUGAUCUUACUAAAGAUUGCUUCUUAAUUUCCUUUUCAGAUUAUGCCUCAGUUGCUCAACCACUUGCAGGUGGACAGUCUCGAAGAAAGUGUUGACUGGGGAACAUUAGUUGUGUACACUUGUGCUCAGAGCUGUGGUGAUGGAAGUUCAUAUCAAACUGAGUUUAUUUGGAAACAAAACUUUGCAGACACAGGGAUACCAACUACUGCCUUAGGAACUGGAUGAGGAGU
Molecule: messenger RNA, 3817 nt
Organism: Pocillopora meandrina
Lineage: Eukaryota; Metazoa; Cnidaria; Anthozoa; Scleractinia; Pocilloporidae
Source: the annotation of a GenBank genome assembly